This is a messenger RNA of Panonychus citri (citrus red mite), 3505 nucleotides long. RefSeq lists its product as uncharacterized. Lineage: Eukaryota; Metazoa; Arthropoda; Arachnida; Trombidiformes; Tetranychidae. Bases 1880 to 2785 code for a protein of 301 amino acids. The record is from RefSeq and is a predicted model, not a curated record. The transcript is spliced from 7 exons.
AAUUUUCUGAUUAGUUAACAAUUCAAGCCUGUCACAUAAUCAUCAUCAUUAUCAUCAAAUUAAAUCAAAGUGUCACCUUAAAUCAUCAAAUCAGCUUUAAGAAACAUUUUUUUCCUCUCAUUUUCUGAUUGAUAAAAAUUUGACAAAACAAUUUUAGAUUAUGCUUGGCGAAUCUGUUUGUGCAAUUCAAGAUCACCAAGUACAGAAGCUUUGAUCAUUUCACCCCUGUGCCAAUCUUCACAAAAGUUCAAUGGGAAAACUUUACCUGGCAUCGGUUUGAUGUUGGCGAUGGCUAAAUAUUUUAGCAAGAAAAGUUAUCUAGCUAAAGAUGUAAUAUUCUUGAUUUCUGGUCAAGAGAUUGGAUUCCAGGCAUGGCUUGAUUCUUACCAUGAAGUUUACUCAUCACCUGUUUUAACUUCUGGUUAUCUGACAGCUAAGAGUGGGCCCAUACAAGCAGCCGUUAAUUUACAAAUUGAUGAUGAAGAUAUCACUCAAUUGGAGAUUGAGAUUGAAGGAAUCAACGGCCAGUUACCCAAUUUAGAUUUGUUCAAUGUCGCCGUGGAAUUAGCAACCAGAGAAUCGAUAACGCCAACAUUUCAUGGAAAAUCGCAUCCUUUCUCAACAGACUUUUAUCAAGUUUCCCAAAAUUAUGCUUUAACAACAGCUUCUAUGAUGAUUUCCCAAGGUAUUUUUCAAAAAUAUGCAAUAGAGAGAGAAUGUGGAUGAUAAGAGAGGAAAAAGAGAUAUAAAGAGAAGGGGAUGGAGUAGGAGGAAAGGAGAGGAAAAGGUGAGAGAGUAAAAGUCAAAGGCACCUAACCUAACCUAACCGAUUUUUUUGCCCACCUUGAAAUUGGGCCCGACCAUGAGAGCGCCAGAGGCACCUCCAGCCACACUCGAAGAAGCUGAAGAUAUUCUCAUUUGAGAUUGCAUCUGAAAACAAUUCUUUCUUGAUAUUGACGGGGUUUCACUUUUCUUUUACUCUUUCGCGACUUUUGAGCAACCGGAUAAAAAGUCUAGACGAAAACUAAACGAAUGGACAUUUUUCAACAGAGAUUAAAAUAAAUCCUUGGAAACAAACAGUUUACCUGAGAUUAAAUUCAACUUCAACCACAAAAGAAAGAAAAUAAAUAAACACAAAAUUUGUGUCACAAAUUGUGUUACAUAAUUAGACAAAUUGGAAACUUUCCAAUGGAAAGACCGAAAAACUCACAACAAACCAUAGAAAAUGAAUGCGCGUCAUCUCUUGGACUUUCAACGAACAUUUCUGGUUGAAUUUCUCUCGAAGACAUUUAAACAGUUUCGUGAUUAUUCUAAUUUUUGAUUGUGAUUAAUUCUAUUCCCAUUUAGCUUUGGAUUAGUUAUCAAAGGAUUUUGGCUAAUUACUGAUCUUGAUACUCCAAGAUGAUUUACAUGAUUUUAAUUUAAUGAAAACGAUAACAAACAAAUAAAUAAAUGGUGACUAAAUUGAAGCGCUUUUUGAUUAAUAUUAUUACAGGAAAUAGAUUGUAAAUCGAAUCUAAAUAUUGUGAUAGUAAUCAUUUGAUUCCUAUUGAACGAAUACAAUGUUCAAAAAUAGUCCAAGUGAAAGCAGUCAUGGCAGCUCUUCUCAUUAAUCGUGGAGUUAAUCACAUCAGCUGGAUGAGUUAUUAUUGAUGCAAAGAUGCCCGAGACAAAUGAAUAAGUGAAAUUGAUGAAAGUCUCGAGGUUGGGCUGUUGAUUAUCAUGAUGAUUACGUGAAUUUAAACAAUAAUAUAAUUUUUCCGUUCAUCAAACGAUCUUGAAAGUGGCUAAGAUUUCAUUCCUUCCAUUGAGCAAACUCCUUGAAUCAUGAAUAACCUUUAAUGUUUACCAAAAGCUCAUUUUGCUUUCGACAAGUUGAAUGUUCCAUUCUGUUGCUAAUUCAGUUACAAUGAACAAGUUAAUCGACUCUGUAUGGAAAGAGGUUGGUUCAUUCAGUGGAUUCUCUUCAUUGGAUUUAUAUAAACAUACUAGUGAGAAAUGUGCUAGUUUAAUUGAUCUUUGUUCUUUCCCUUUGAAUGAAAUCGAACAUUCUAAAAGUUCAUCAAAAACGAAAGAAUUAAGUACGACAAAACCUUCAGUUAAUCGGAAUAAUGAAAUCGAUUCAAAACAUGAUUAUACUCUUUUAAUAACUAAAAUAAUUUCAUGUCAUGGACUAAGAGUGAUUCAUGAUAAUCUGGAUCAAAAUGGUGUCUUGUUCAAGGAGAAUAAAUUUGUUCUUGAUUCACUUCAUUGGCACAACAUAUUGAGGAUUAAACAUCGAGCUCCUCCAUUGAGUUUAUCGAUUCAAUUAUGUGAAAGAGCUCAGGACUGGGCUAAUAAAUUAGCUCAUUGGGAUGUUUUCUAUCAUCAAAAUCAAUCAACAAUCGGUGAAAAUCUUAUUCUCAAAUGCAGUUCUCUUCAUGAAAUUGAAGUUAACGGUGAACAAGUAACAAAGUAUUGGUACGCUGAAAUCGAUCAUUACAGAUUCGACUUACCUAAUCAUUUAUUGCACACACGAGCGAAUCAAUUCACUCAAAUGAUUUGGAAAGAAUCGAAAAAAUUUGGAAUUGGUAAAGCUCGAAGUCGAUCUGGUAAAUUGAUCGUUGUUGCUCAUUACGAGCCCCCGGGCAAUGUGAAAGGAUAUUUUCAAAUGAAUGUACUUGCCCCAUUCAAAGAUUUUGAAUUGAAUUUUAUCGCCGAUAGUUUGAUUGCCAAUCACCGAGGAAGAUUGAAUCGAGCCUUUGGAAGGAAAUUGAAGACACGUCGUAAAGCAAUUUACGAGUAAAUUUGUCACACUUAUCGAAAUCAAAAUGAUAAGAAAAAAACAAGAUCAUGGCCAUGAAAAUGAACUGAACUGAUACCCGAUGACCGAGAAAAAAAUGAUUAAUAUUCAUGUUGACAUUAAUUAUACUCAAUCAACCUUCACAUUUAGGGUUGAUGGUUGAUCAAUAGACACAAGGCGAUCUCAACAAUUAAUUAAACCAAUAUAAUUUUCUCUUAGAAAUCUGUAACGAUCUUGAUCCUUACAAUCCAUUGAUCUACAAAUUGAUCAAGAAAAUUUGUUUUAUAACCAAUAAAAAUUGAUACAAUCAAAAAUAAACUUAACCUAAAUGUUUAAUUUUUGAUUGUUGUUGUUUUUUCUUGUUAAAAAGGAAUUAAUUAAACUAUUAAUUAGCCAUUACGUUGCAAUAUUGUUAUCAGGUCAUCCAGAGGUUUGUUAUAAAUGGUGAGACAACUCUUGAUAAUCAAGUACAAUCAACGAUGUCCAUCAUGAAGCAAUUAACUUUUAUCAAAUCAUUUCUUGUGUUCUCGUGUUUUUUGAGUCUCCAAUGUCUCAGCCUGAAAAUUGACUUUACUCCUUGUGGCGGUAAAGUUUUGGAAUUACGUCUGUUUGGUUGUCAGAAUGAUACAGAGCCUUGUUUGAUGAAUCGAGGAAUCAAAGGUCGAUUGGAAGUUGAUUUCGAGGCUCCGUUCGAUUCUGAUUAUGUUUAUGCCGAUGUUAGUC